AUGGCGGAUAACUCCACUGUUUCUACCCGCCCAGUCUUCCCUAAUAUACCCGCUCGAACCGAUCAGUGGUAUCACCGUCUACGGGACCGUUUGCAUUUGGCUUCGAUUGGGGUGUUGGGACCUGAAUUUCUGCUCAUGCUGGCGCUGGGUCAGUGGUCCUCAGCCCGGGCAUCAGUAAAGAAAUUCGAGCAACUGGCGAGAGACUUUCCCAAUUCGAAUAGACCCUCAUGGACCCUUGCACAUGCCUUCUAUGCCGACAUGGGAGGCUUUAUUCUCGAAGAAGAGGGAAACGCGACGUUCUUCCCCGUCAAUGCUGAACAACUCUAUUUCUUGAUCGCCAACAACUAUAUCAAGCACCCGCCCUUAACGGAAGAAGAGAUCAAUGAUCGUAACAAGUCAGACAGCUUCUCACGUGUGCUUGCCGUCAGCCAGGCGUUGUGGUUCCUCGUUAAUAGCGCUCUUAGAGUAGCGCAGGGAUUAUUCCUGACUACCCUUGAGCUCACGACCAUAUCUUAUGUGGUGGUCUUUCUAGUAACGUCAUUCUGCUGGCGUGCUAAACCGUCGGGCAUAACCGGUACUAUGCCGGUCAAAACAGAGACCCCGAUAGAGACCAUUCGAGCAGAGCACUGCCUCUUCCCAGACCAGCGCUGGCACGGUACCCCCCUAGACUUUGUCCAUGCCGACAUCUCCUUCUGUGGCGUGCACUGGCGCUACUAUACGCAGAUACUCCGCAACAUACACCUCCCAGUUUUCUCGCGGCCCAUGACCGCUCAGCCCCAGAACCGAAUUAUCAGUGAUAACUUCCCCGUGACCGAUUUACGGGCGGAUUGCAUCGCCACGCCCGUGCUUCUUCUUUUUGGCUCCAUGUUUCUCAUUGCCUGGGACUUCCAUUACCCGACCCGCGCGGAGCGACUUCUUUGGCGAAUUGCCAGUGCCUAUAACCUCCUCUUCACCGUGGUCGGGGGUUUGCACGCCGGCUACUGUGACAAGAUCCUCCUCCCCCGCGCGUAUGUGGAGCGCAGACAGCGCAUUCCGUGGAUCGCGUCACCAUCACCAUCGCCAUCUUCGAGGGGCUCGCAGAUGGAAAGCUGCCCCUCCUCCUGCUCCCCUCCCCUCAAAUCAUCAAGCCAAGGGUUCUGGACCCGUCUUGCGGGUAGGUUGCGCAAUAUUGACCCAACGCACGAUCCCAAGGCGGAGCUUCCGCUACGGGUGCUCGUGCCGACCUCGGUAAUCUGUGCCCUGUACUGCGUGGGACGAGCGUAUAUCUUGGUGGAGGACUUCAUCGCUCUGCGAAGUUUGCCGGCCUCGGCUUUUCAGACCGUUAGUUGGGAGGAUUAUGUCCCUCACCUUUGA
Aspergillus japonicus CBS 114.51 is the source of this 1353-nucleotide messenger RNA. RefSeq lists its product as uncharacterized. The record is from RefSeq and is a predicted model, not a curated record. The transcript has 5 exons. The coding region runs from base 1 to 1353 and encodes 450 amino acids. Lineage: Eukaryota; Fungi; Ascomycota; Eurotiomycetes; Eurotiales; Aspergillaceae.